AUGAAGCCUAAUGGCCCCGUCAGAGGUUAUUUGAGAGUUGCAGGGCCUCAUUAUUGGGAAGAACCUAGUGAACCCCGUCUAGUGAGGGUUGACCCUCCCUCAUCGGAGUUCUACGCUCGCAUGUGUUGGAGGCCAAUUACCGCCACCACCCCUACUCUACCUUCAUCAAAUUGGACGAGAAUGGAUGACUUCAACAACUUCAUCCACCAAUACAACACCAGCUCUCCUGAUAAUGGAGGACUCAUGACUGAAGAAAUUGCUACUGCCCUGGGAGAGACUAAUAACAAAAACAGUAAUUUGCAGAACUGUUUGUAUCCAAGCCUCCAUCCUUCGUAUCCUCCUUUCACUUCCCAGAACUCCAUUACCUCCACCACCACCACCACCACAUGCAGUGACUCGUCCAGCGAGAGAUCUUGGACUGGCCAUGAGAGGCCCGCCAAGCUCUUGAAGGCCAGUACCUGCGGUUCUUCCUCCUCCUCACACCUCUUUUCGUUCAGUACAUCGGCUUCAAUGGCCUCGAACCUGCAACAGCAAGUUUAUGGGAAUUUGCAAAACCCUUCCGCAACUCCAAAGAAAGAGGCAGUUUCUCAAGAACCAAAACUCAGCCAAAACUCCAGCCCCAAAGCCGAUCUGGGGAUUAAGAGAGCUUAUCCUGUUUCACGGACUCCAUCAAGUGCUCAAGACCAUAUUUUAGCUGAAAGAAAGAGGAGAGAGAAGCUUAGCCAGAGGUUUAUUGCUCUAUCUGCCAUUGUUCCAGGCCUAAAAAAGAUGGACAAGGCCUCUGUUCUUGGAGAUGCCAUCAAGUACUUGAAACAGCUUCAAGAACGUGUGAAGUCGCUAGAGGAGCAAUCGAAGAAGAAAACCAUGGAAUCGGCGGUCUUCGUAAAGAAAUAUCAGCUUAGCAAUGAUGAUGAUGGCUCGUCUUGCGAUGAGUCCUCAGACGGUUAUUCUGCGGACCAAGCAUUACCGGAGAUUGAAGCUCGGGUUGCGGACAAGGACGUGCUUAUCCGCAUUCACUGCGAGAAUCAAAAGGCUAUUGCAGCAAGAAUUUUUGGGGAGGUUGAAAAGCUUAACCUUUCCAUUGUUCAAAGCAACGUGGUGAGAUUUGGCAGCUCCACUCUUGACAUCACCAUUGUUGCUCAGAUGGAUGAUGGGUUUAGCUUGACGGUCAAGGAGAUAGUGAAAAAUCUGCGGUCUUCACUAUUGAAGUUCUGGUUCAGAUGAAGAUGUUGGGGUUCAUUGUUGAUUAACGUUGCUUCGUCCUCUGUAAAAACCCAAUUUGCCAAAGUUUUAGUCCGUGAAGAUUGUGAUUUUGGGUAGUUUUUUUUUUUGGCCUUCGUUUACUCUUGCAUAGUUCAACAUUGUUUGUUGAGUGAACCCAUGCAUGAUGUAAAAAAGAUGUUUCCAUGCGAUUUCUUCUUCUUCUGUUCUCAUUGCCCUUAUGUAUUUGGAAGAUUCAUGGAAAUAGUAACUUUAAUAAGAU
Eucalyptus grandis is the source of this 1483-nucleotide messenger RNA. Its product is annotated as transcription factor bHLH18. The record is from RefSeq and is a predicted model, not a curated record. The coding region runs from base 1 to 1224 and encodes 407 amino acids. Gene Ontology annotation, molecular function: protein dimerization activity. The transcript has 5 exons. Lineage: Eukaryota; Viridiplantae; Streptophyta; Magnoliopsida; Myrtales; Myrtaceae.